AUGGCCGCACGCAUGUUCGCCCCAAAGGUUGCCUCUCUCAUGGGAUCAACCUCUACAAAGGUCGCUCGCCCUGUCAUCCGUAGCAGCGUCAAAGCCAAUGCUGUCUCCCAGCGCGCCUUCUCUGGUGUCCGCUCCAGCACCCCUUUCCAGACCAUGAAGCGUCAGCAAGCUUCCCAAAUCCUCGCUGCCACCACCCGUAAUGCCAUGGGCCGCCAAACCACUCGUUCAUUCAACUCUGAGAUCGCCACUGCCAUGGUUCAAGUCUCCCAGAACUUGGGUAUGGGUUCCGCUGCCAUCGGUCUUGGUGGUGCUGGUAUCGGUAUCGGUAUGGUCUUCGCCGCCCUCUUGACCUCCGUCGCCCGUAACCCAAGCAUGCGUGGACAACUCUUCUCUUACGCCAUUCUCGGUUUCGCUUUCGUUGAGGCCAUCGGAUUGUUUGAUCUCAUGGUUGCCAUGAUGUGCAAGUACGUGUAA
Cadophora gregata is the source of this 474-nucleotide messenger RNA. RefSeq names its product ATPase complex subunit 9. NCBI's taxonomy places the organism in Eukaryota, Fungi, Ascomycota, Leotiomycetes, Helotiales, Ploettnerulaceae. The transcript is spliced from 2 exons. Gene Ontology annotation, biological process: proton motive force-driven ATP synthesis; proton transmembrane transport. The coding region runs from base 1 to 474 and encodes 157 amino acids. The record is from RefSeq and is a predicted model, not a curated record. Gene Ontology annotation, molecular function: proton transmembrane transporter activity.